AAAGGAUUGUGGGUACCAGUUUCCAUGGAAACCAUUGUAAACGAAUGCGGGGUAAUAGGCACACGACACUUCAGUUCCAAGUAGGCAUGCAGAAAACCAUGUGAAUUUUGACAUUAAUCACCCUCCAUAGUUACAUGGUAGGUGCCUAUGAUUGAGUUUUCUCUAAAGUUCCCCUUACUAGGGUUUCCUUCUUUCGUCACCGACAACUCCGGACUUGUGAAAACUAAAUUUCCCAUGCUGCAUUGUGACAACGCCUCCCCUGCCUCAAGAAUGCCAGGCACACCCCCCACCCCCCACAUUUGUGAAAAUGGCAGUCUCCGGAGAAGCCUCUGGAUCGGAGACCGAAUCUUCACGGGUCUUUCCAACUCUCCUCCGGUCUCCGAGCAUGAUUUUCAGCGAGUCUGUGCACCCGGCGGUGUCCGGGAUGGUCAGCCAGCUUUUCAUGCAGCAGCCGAUGGCUCUCAAAUUCGAUAAGAACAUCAAACAGGCCUUUUACAAUACAGGGGCUAUGAUAUUCGUAGCGAUCUGCUGUGGGGCUGCCGUGUUGGUGUACUUUAUUCUGGAGGCGUUUCUCCGGCCGCUGCUGUGGGCUGUCCUGUGUGGCACUUUCCUUCAUCCUUUCAAGUACUCCCUCGCCCGAAUCGGCCGGAGGUGGCUGUCCAGCCUCCAGGAUACUGGCACUCCGAUAGUACUGGGGACAGUGUUGCUUCCAGUGUGGUUCGUUAACUACGGCGUGGAAACCCUGGGCGACCUGGUUCUGAAGAGGCUCAAGGCUCUGUUGUUGCUUGUUACUGGGGUGCCUGUGCUUUUUUUUCUUUAUUAUUUCGGGAGCGUCAUCGGAGUGCAGGUGGUAAUUCAGCACGCCUGCGGAUUUAUUUACAGCGCACUGGACUACUUCAAUGCAGUUUGGGUUUUUACACUAGUUGCUGGUUACUUGUUGGCUGUGUUAUUCAAAUGGACUCCCAGCACACAGCCCUAUCUGAGAGCCAUUUCUGUACCUGUGUGGACGGUCCUGCUCUUCUAUUUGGCCUCAGUGACUGGCUCGUGGCGGACCCCUGUCUUCUUGAUCCUUGUUUCCCUCAUGAUCGUGGGCACCCUGCACGGAACGCAGAAAGUCAAUGGGAAAAGUGGCGAGAUCUCUAGCAAAGUGCUUUUCAUUGCUGCCAGCACCAUCUCCAUGGCGAUCUCCUACAGCGGCCUGGUAGAGUCUCACGAACAUCAUCCUGUGGCCCCUCCCCCAGAAUCCUCCAGGAACGAGCACACCCCCUCCACCAGCUCGUCCCCUCCCUCCGGUUCCAGUGGCCAGAUGCGUUCUGACAUCCGCUUCUUCCUGCACAAGAAGAAGACCAGCGAUAUCUACUUUGUUCUACUGGUCUGGGCCAUCGUCCUGGUGCAGAUCUGGCUCAACCUGUGGAUUCUACAGCUGCUCUCUGUGCCUGUAGCUGUGUGGGUUGUGAAGAAGCUGGUCCAGCACUUCGGACUGAUGAACUUUGCCAGGAGGAACCUGGUUUCCUGGUGGGAGGUGGUUCAGAAUUCCGUGAUGGAGCGGCAGGAUGCGCUGGCUCCGGGGCCCAUCAGGGGCCUCGGACACUUUCUUGUUAAAGUCGACACAAAGCUGUGGCAUUGGCUUAACAAGCAGAUGAUCAUCUGGCUGGAGAGAUCACUGGAUAAGAUCAUCAGCAUUUUCAUCAUCCUCCUGCUGGUCAUGGGGACCUUACUGCUAGCCCUGCUGCUCACUGCAAAGGUACACCAGGAGAGCGUGCAUAUAAUUGAAGUGACCAGCAGCCUGAUCAACGAGACAGUCGCAAACCACCCAGAAUGGGCCAAUAUGCUUCCAGAAACUCAGGUAGUACAGAAGGCACUGAAUUCUGCUGCCAAUAAUGUCUAUCAAUAUGGAAGAGAGUGGAUAACGAACAAGCUACACAAGAUUUUAGGGGAGAAGGUUAAUAAUACAGCUGUGAUUGAGAAACAAGUCCUGGAGCUGUGGGACCGGCUCUAUCAGUCCUGGUUUGUGAAGAACAUCACCCACUCAGGGCGACACCGCGGUCACAAGACACAAAUUAACCGUCAGAACAGCUGGCUGGGAGACAUACUGGAUUGGCAGGACAUUGCUUCCUUUGUGCACGAGAACAUUGAAACCUUCUUAUCCAUCCUGGAGUCCUUGUGGGUUGUGAUGAGCCGCAAUGUCAGCCUGCUCUUCACCACCACCACCACACUGCUGACUGUGCUCUUCCACAGUGGAACAGCGCUGCUAAACUUUGCACUGUCUGUGGUGAUUUUCUUGACCACGCUGUUUUACCUGCUGAGCUCCAGUGGUGAAUACUAUAAGCCUGUGAAAUGGGUUAUCAACCUGACGCCACUGUCCCAGCCAGGACCCUCCUCCAAUAUAGUAGGUCAGUCUGUGGAGGAAGCCAUACGAGGUGUUUUUGACGCUUCCCUGAAGAUGGCUGGCUUCUAUGGACUGUACACAUGGCUUACACACACUGUAUUUGGAAUCAACAUUGUCUUCAUUCCAUCAGCCAUGGCUGCUAUCCUGGGAGCUGUGCCUUUCCUGGGGACGUACUGGGCGGCGUUGCCGGCAGUCUUGGACCUGUGGCUCGCACAGGGAGAGAGCGUCAAAGCUGUGCUGCUUCUGGUCUUCCAUCUGUUACCAACCUACUUUGUGGACACUGCCAUCUACUCUGAUAUAUCAGGCGGAGGGCACCCCUAUCUGACAGGUCUGGCGGUGGCGGGAGGAGCCUACUACCUGGGCCUGGAAGGAGCGAUCAUGGGGCCGAUCCUGCUCUGCAUCCUGGUGGUGGCCUCCAAUAUUUAUAGCGCCAUGCUGAUGAGCCCGAGCAGCUCCCAGCCCACCCCAGUGCAGCCAGCCUGGCCUCUGAACACACACAGGGGUUUUACAGACCGUCCUGAUGACCCAAAGGAAGACUGAUGGAGGAGGGGGAGGAUGCCAUGACACAUGCUUUGCGUGCUGGCAACCAGUGGCUCUUAGACUGCAACGUGCCAAAUGAGCCAACCGGGAGUGGGCGUUUCUUUUCACAGCUGCUGGCCUUACAUCCUUUGCACUUAGUCUGUCAAGCAGACAAGCCUGCCUCACGUAAUUUUGCACAAAACCCAUCGGGGCUGUCCUGCUAAAGUGGGGAGCCAGGUGGCUCGGCGCUGUCUCUCCAUCCGAACUUGUAGAGGCAGCUUUCUUUCAGUGUCCCGCUGAGUCGGUUUUUGAGGCUACAGAAGCUUUCUAAGAUUCUGUUCUUUUUUUUGUUCUUUUGAGUUCAAAACCUGGCAUUCUGAAGGCUCAAGUACUGCUCAGCAUACAUCCUAUAUUUUGUUUUGCUGUUUGAUUUAAGAUAGAUCACAAAGCCUACAAUAUGUUUUUAGUUUCUUCUGUAAUAUUGUUCAUUUGAAAUAUCUUAAGCUCACUGUGACAAGGUCCUGUAUAUUUAUAUUUACAUUUCAGUUCUGCUAACUUUCCCCUUUAACUAGGGCUGUUGUUUUUAAUGUUUUUCAAAUUGUUGGUUAUAACUCAUAAUAUAUGUAAUGGAUUUAUAUUAUUAUUAUUUUAAACAUGAAAGGUACAAAGCCAAGAGGGAAAGGGGGAAAAUAAUAUAUAUAUAGUGACUGGGUAACUAAUGUUUUCCAUCUUUCCAUCUUUUGCAAGAAAUAUUUUCCCCUUGUAAAGCACAGCAUUAAAAACAGUAUAUUCUGUGGUUUAAGAAGUACAAAGAUUCAGUAAGCUUGUGUAUGCUUCUGUAAAAACUACUUGUGUAGACUUCCAAUUAAGAGAUAAGGUUUAUUCAGUGUGUCCUAGUGGAGUAGUCAAGCAUUAUUGAAAUAGCUAGUGUUGUUUGGUACUACAGACGCAACAUAUUGUUUGAGGCUAUGGCCAAUGGAAUGGUACUGUAAUUAAAAAUUUGAUGGAAUAUUUCAACUACUUUUAUUACACCAGUCCCCUGUAGAUGACUAAGGUCUAAGUGUGUUUUAUUUUUUUUGUUGUUUUUUGUUGUUUUUUUCUUAAAGUGAUUCAGAUGGUCAAACUCUGUUGCUCAGCUAUUUCUAAAGAACGUGUUGUGAUCUUCAUACAAUUCCAAGAUGAAGGUCUGUUAAGGUACUGUAUCUCACUACUCGGCAUCUCAGACCAUUUAUACCAAACAAAACGGUUUGUUUCCCUAAUGUAGAAACACCAUUUGUUUCCUGAGGUAAGGCAGUCCAAGAUUAGUACUAACCAGGGUCUGUGAAAAUUGUUGCAAAAAAAAAUAUUACAGAAGUAGUAACAAGCAACUUGGGCAGGAAAAUAACUUGGCACAAUGGUGUAAAAAGCUUAAAAACACUCUGCUAAAACAACUUCAUCAAGGAGGAAAUCUAAAGAAAAUACUGCAUUGAGUCUGUGUUGGGUCCUGGUAAAAAGUGUUAAACAGAAUAAAAAAAAUACUAUGGAAGACAGAGAGACUUGGAAUGCCUUCCUGAAGAAUAUCUAUUCAAAUAACCAAUAGCUGGAGUAAGCAGGUUCGAUCUUUCUGCACGCUUAACAUUGUAUUUCACCAUCCCUGUGCUCAAGUCUGUUAGCUUUCGAGAAAAAAAAAAAAAAAAAAAAAAAAAAUCUAUUAUUAUAUAUGGAAAACUAUAAAUAUGGUCAGUUAUGGUAGUUAAAGUUCAGCUUCUGGUCAGUGACUUGUAGUGUGUUGUAUGAAGUGAGGGCUAGACAUUUAGAAUUGCUGUUCUUGUGCUCUGCACCAGGUUUCUGAUAGAGUAAGGAAGAGCUUUAUGAUGUUAUUCAGAUGUUUUCCCAAUUCAAUUUCAAGCAUAACAGUGUGUACAGUGUCCCAAAUACAACUUUGUUAAAUCUUUGGUUGUUUACCGCAGUGCUGAACAGGAAAGGCGUUUUUUUUGCAUUUGUAAAUUAAACUCUAAUGAUCCAUUUAUAAAACAUCUAAUAAUGUGUUAUUACCGGUUUUAAUACUAAUUAACAAAGAAUAACAGUUUAUUACUGUGGCAUUUUAAUUAUACAUGACCUGCGUAAUGCUUUGUCACAAUCUCAUAAACCUGUUCCUGUAGUCUGUUGUUGUUGUUAUUAGCUGCCUAAUAAUUACAGCAUUAUUGUAUAACACAUUAUUUUUGAUUGUUCAUAACAAAUACUUCAGCUUGAAUUUUACUGUUUUGUACUGGCAAUGGGAAGAUAUAUUUACAAUCAUGUGGCAUGUAAUUUACAGGACAAACAAUAUGGAACAUGAAAUCCAUGGACUUUUAAAGUGUUGCAGUGUUUAGGUUCUUACAGUAACGUACAUGAUGUGUCGCACAAAUAGAGUGUAUGUGUAGAAGUAUAUAUAUGUCUUGCACAGAUUGUAUUUCAGUAUUAUUAUUAAUGAUGCUCACUGUUUUAUUUUAAGAAGUAGUAGUUUACAGUAGAGAGAUACUGUCAUUUGGAGAAUUUUACAUAGGAUAUGUAAAGAAAAUAUUUUGCUAUCUAACACGAACUCUACAAACUAUUUGUAAACAUCAGCUGUAUUUCUUUAUUUAUUUUCUGUCUGGGUCCUUAAUUUGAAUCAAAGUGUAUGGCGCUGCCAUGGCUAUACUGCCAUGGCAGUGCCAUUAUUUUGAUUGAAUCCACAUCUGUAUUUGGUAUGUGAACAGCAAUGCAAGAGAAGAGAGUGGUUCUGUGAUUUCUCUAUCUUUUGAUAUUAUAAUUCAGUGAUUGCAAACUUUUUCAUUCUGUAAACAAAUACCAAAAUAAGUUCAAUGAAAAAUAAAACAUUGGAGAAAAGAACAUA
Molecule: messenger RNA, 5762 nt
Organism: Acipenser ruthenus (sterlet)
Lineage: Eukaryota; Metazoa; Chordata; Actinopteri; Acipenseriformes; Acipenseridae
Gene: tmem245
Product: transmembrane protein 245
Exons: 18
Coding region: 308-2929 (873 amino acids)
Source: RefSeq, a predicted model, not a curated record